UGCAUCAAGUGUGGGCUUGGCAUCUAUGGAGCCCAGCAGGCGUGCCAGGCAAUGGGGAGUCUUUAUCACACCGACUGCUUCACCUGCGACUCGUGUGGAAGACGACUCCGUGGGAAGGCGUUCUACAACGUGGGCGAGAAAGUGUACUGCCAAGAGGACUUCCUGUACUCCGGGUUCCAGCAGACAGCCGACAAGUGCAGCGUGUGUGGACAUCUCAUCAUGGAGAUGAUCCUGCAGGCCCUGGGCAAGUCCUACCACCCAGGCUGCUUCCGGUGCUCCGUGUGCAAUGAGUGCCUGGACGGGGUUCCCUUCACCGUGGACGUGGAGAACAACAUCUACUGCGUGCGAGACUAUCACACGGUUUUUGCACCAAAAUGCGCCUCCUGUGCCCGUCCUAUCCUCCCUGCACAGGGCUGUGAGACAACCAUCCGUGUGGUGUCCAUGGACAGAGACUACCACGUGGCAUGUUACCACUGUGAGGACUGCGGGCUGCAGCUGAGCGGGGAGGAGGGACGCCGCUGCUACCCCCUGGCGGGCCACCUGCUGUGUCGUCGUUGCCACCUGCGGCGCCUCCAACCUGGGCCUGUUCCCUCACCCACUGUGCACGUCACUGAGCUCUGAGCAGGGGAAAACCCGUCCCAGGGCCGGGGUGGGUGUGGGUGUGGAGGGAGGGCCUGCGUGGGUGGCCCCGGUCAGUGUCGGGGGAGCUCCCUCUAAUCCCACUUUCCCACCGAGCUGCUGUCUGCAGGGGCCGGACCCCCGCGUGGAAGCUUCUAUUUAUUCACCGUCUGUGCCUGCUCAAGUCACCUCCCUGCGGGCCCUGCCUCCCACCCACCCCAUCACCAGCUUUCCACAUGGAGGCCCCCUGCGCCCUGCAGCCUCAGAGUAGGCCGUGGGUCACCAGGCUGGAGAGGGCCCCUGCCCUGGUCAGGGGCGCGAGGUGACCCGGCUGCAUUCCUGGGUGGGAGCUGCUGUCCCUUGUUCAGGGACCUGGGGAAACCGCCCCAUCCCCCGCAAAGCGCGCUCCCAGACAGGGUGUGGUCUGGAAGGCGGGGCUGGCAGGGACAUGGGUGUUCCUGCAUCUCCUAGAGCAGUUCCUGCUGGUGGGUGGGAGGGUGCCUGGCUUAGGUGGGGUCCCAGGAGGGGGUGAGGAAUGACACCCUGGGGAGCGGGACUGCAAAGGGCACUGUCUGUGGCCACGUGGUCACUGUGGGAAUUGGUCCUGGGGACUUUGAUGGGUGUUUGCAGCCCCACUUGCCGCCCUGCUCCCUCUUCCAGGGCUCCUGGCUUGGGUCCCCCCGCCCACUCCCCUGCUCAGAAAUGCCCCGUGCGGCUGCAGCCCGGGAUAUCGCUCAGGAGCGACGACGGGGGCGCUCUGGCCGCGCUGCAGGAAAGCCUGUGUUUGCACGCGGGGCACGGGGUUCCAAGACAAAAGGACAGGAUUUGACUUAAAUUAAGUUUUUCCCUUGAGGAUAUUUUCGUUUUCUUUAAAAGAAUAUAAUUUUCUUCUAA
This is a messenger RNA of Piliocolobus tephrosceles (Ugandan red Colobus), 1512 nucleotides long. RefSeq names its product Wilms tumor protein 1-interacting protein. The record is from RefSeq and is a predicted model, not a curated record. Bases 52 to 621 code for a protein of 189 amino acids. The transcript is spliced from 7 exons. Gene Ontology annotation, molecular function: transcription corepressor activity. Gene Ontology annotation, biological process: response to hypoxia; cytoskeleton organization; regulation of DNA-templated transcription. Gene Ontology annotation, cellular component: nucleus; adherens junction; P-body. Lineage: Eukaryota; Metazoa; Chordata; Mammalia; Primates; Cercopithecidae.